Molecule: messenger RNA, 531 nt
Organism: Closterium sp. Naga37s-1
Lineage: Eukaryota; Viridiplantae; Streptophyta; Zygnematophyceae; Desmidiales; Closteriaceae
Source: the annotation of a GenBank genome assembly
AUGUUCGGUCUGCUCGGCGCGCUUAUUCCUCUCAACCAAUCACAGGACAGCACACCCACGCGAGUCAUCUGCGAGAGCGUCACCCUUGGGGAAUUUACCCUCACAAUCGGCUCCAACCCAUUCCCUUCCCCGCCGCCCCCCGCGCCGUCCCCUCCGCCCCCCCCGUCCCCGCCAACUCCGCCAACCCCCACUCCGCCUUCUCCGCCCGUAACCACCCCCACCGACAACGGCGGGUCAAGCGGGCUGACGAUCGGGCUAGCGAUCGGACUCGCGAUACCGAUUAUUCUCCUGCUCGUGCUGGGCGCGUGGUUGAUCUGGCAGCUGCUGCAGCGCGGGCGCUACGAGAAGAUGGAGCUCGCGGCGGAGCGCGCCGCGAACCUCGAGACCGCGCUCAUCGCGGGCCAGCGCGCGCCGUCCGCGCCCGCUGUGCGCACGAGGGGGGCACUGGAGGACGAGGCGAUGGGGAAGGGUGCGGGGGGGAAGGGGAAUGAGGGGAUGCUGCGGGGUGCAGGCAGCAGGACAGGUAGCUGA